GGCCCGGUCGGCUGCAGGCCGCCACUUCCCGGCUGAAGCGGGAAUUGCUUCCAGCUUGGUGCUGAUGCUUUUGCACGGCGGGAAGAAAACAAGCUUGAGACCCAGGGGCUAGAGCCUGCUGGAAAUGCUCCUCUUGAGACCUGGGUCAACCUGAUGUCUACGAGCUGCUGACCUUCUAGGACUGUCAGCAGCCUGGAGCCAGGAGUUGAAAGCUCACUUUUCUAGACGACAGGGACAAUGCCUUCUCGACUAUGGUAACCCCAGUGCCUUACAGAGUGCCAGAAGCACAGCAGGCUUUCAAUGAAGGUUGAAAAGAAAACCAUUUUCUCAGAUGCCCAAUGGAUUAAAGAAUGUACAUGCUGGGGAGGCUUCCCUGGUGGCGCCGUGGUUAAGAAUCCGCCUACCAAUGCAGGGGACACGGGUUUGAACCCUGGUCCAGGAAGAUCCCACAUGCUGCGGAGUAACUAAGUCCAGCGCCACAACUACUGAGCCUGCACUCUAGAGCCCGCGAGCCACAACUACUGCACCCGCGUGCCUAGAGCCCGUGUUCCACAACAAAGAGAAGCCACUGCAAUGAGAAGCCCGCGCACCGCAACGAAGGUUCUUCUCACUUUGUUGGUGGCUGUGUCACUUGCGUUAGGCCUGGUGGCUGGACUCAGGCAACAAGAAGAGCAAGGCAGCUGCAGGAAAAAAUGCUUUGAUGCUUCACAUAGAGGACUAGAGGGCUGCCGGUGUGAUGUGGGAUGUAAAGGCCGAGGCGACUGCUGCUGGGACUUUGAAGACACCUGUGUGGAAUCAACUCGAGUAUGGACGUGCAAUAAAUUUCGUUGUGGGGAGACCAGACUGGCAUCCAGCCUUUGCUCUUGUUCAGAUGACUGUUUACAGAAGAAAGACUGCUGUGCUGACUAUAAGAGUGUUUGCCAAGGAGAACCCUCAUGGGUUGAAGAAGAGUGUGGCACAGCCCAGCAGCCUCAGUGCCCAGAAGGAUUUGACCUGCCACCAGUUAUUUUGUUUUCCAUGGAUGGAUUUAGAGCUGAAUAUUUACAGACAUGGGGCACUCUAAUACCUAAUAUCAAUAAACUGAAAACAUGUGGAAUUCAUUCAAAAUACCUGAGACCUGUCUAUCCGACCAAAACCUUCCCAAAUCAUUACACCAUUGUCACGGGGUUAUAUCCAGAAUCACAUGGCAUCAUUGACAAUAAAAUGUAUGAUGUAUACCUCAACAAGAACUUUUCACUUUCUUCAAAGGAGAAAAAUAACCCAGUUUGGUGGCAUGGACAACCAAUCUGGCUGACAGCCAUGUAUCAGGGUUUAAAAGCUGGUACCUACUUUUGGCCAGGAUCAGAUGUGGCUAUAAAUGACACCUUCCCUUCCAUAUAUAGGAUUUACAACAGCAGUGUCAGAUAUGAAGAGAGGAUCUUUACAUUGUUAAAGUGGCUGGACCUGCCCAAAGCUGAACGACCCGAUUUUUAUACCAUAUAUGUGGAACAACCUGAUUCUGCAGGUCAUGCUCAGGGACCAGUCAGUGCCGCAGUAAUUCAAGCCUUACAGUCAGUAGAUUACACUUUUGGAUUGUUGAUGGAAGGCCUAAAGCAGAGAAACUUAGUCAAUUGUGUCAAUAUAAUCCUUUUGGCUGACCAUGGAAUGGAUCAGACUUAUUGUGACAAAGUGGAAUAUAUGACCGAUUAUUUUUCCCAAAUAAACUUCUACAUGUAUGAAGGACCUGCCCCCCGCAUCAGGACUCAUAAUAUACCUCAUGAUUUUUUUACUUUUAAUUCUGAAGAAAUUGUUAGGAACCUCAGUUGCCGAAAACCUGAUCAGCAUUUCACACCCUAUUUGACUCCUGAUUUGCCAAAACGCCUACACUAUGCCAAAAAUGUCAGAAUUGACAAAGCUCAUCUUUUGGUGGAUCGACAGUGGCUGGCUGUGAGGACUAAACCAUCUUCAUCCUGUGGAGGAGGCACACAUGGUUAUAACAAUGAGUUUAAGAGCAUGGAGGCUAUCUUUCUGGCACAUGGACCCAGUUUUAAACAGCAGACUGAAGUUGAACCAUUUGACAAUAUUGAAAUCUAUAACCUAAUGUGCGAUCUUCUACACAUUCAUCCAGCACCAAACAAUGGUACCCAUGGUAGUUUAAACUAUCUUCUGAAGGUGCCUUUUUAUGAACCAUCUCAUGCAGAGGAAGUGUCAAAGUUUUCUGUUUGUGGCUUUACUAGUCCAUUGACCACAGAUACUCUAGGAUGUUCAUGCCCGGGGCUACAAAGUGAUGCUGCUGACCUUGAACGCGUGAAUCAAAUGCUAAAUCUCACCCAAGAUGAAAUAAAAACAACAGAGAUACUAAAUUUGCCAUUUGGAAGGCCCAGGGUUAUACAGAAGAACAAGGAACUCUGUCUUCUUUAUCACAGGGAAUAUGUCAGUGGAUUUGACAAAACUAGCAGGAUGCCCCUUUGGAGUUCAUAUACAGUCCUUAAACCGGGAGACACAUCGCCUCUUCCUCCCACUGUCCCAGACUGUCUGCGGGCUGAUGUCAGGAUUGCUCCUUCUGAGAGCCAAAAUUGUUCCUUCUAUUUAGCAGACAAGAAUAUCACCCACGGCUUCCUCUAUCCUCCUGCAAACAAUAGAACUUCUGAUAGUCAAUAUGAUGCUUUAAUUACAAGUAAUUUGGUCCCUAUGUAUGAAGCAUUCAAAACAAUGUGGAAUUACUUCCAUAGAGUUCUUCUUGUAAAACAUGCCAUGGAAAGAAAUGGAGUCAAUGUGGUUAGUGGACCAAUAUUUGAUUAUAAUUACGAUGGUCAUUUUGAUGCUCCAGAUGAAAUUACAGAAUAUGUAGUCAACACCAGUGUUCCCAUCCCAACACACUACUUCGUGGUAUUAACCAGUUGUAAAAAUAAGAGCCAAACCCCCGAUGCCUGCCAUGGGUGGUUGGACAUCUUACCCUUUGUCAUCCCUCACCGACCUACCAACGUGGAGAGCUGUCCCGAAAAUAAAACAGAAGCUCUUUGGAUUGAAGAAAGAUUCAACGCACAUGUUGCCCGGGUCCGUGAUGUGGAACUUCUUACUGGGCUUGACUUUUAUCAGGAAAAAGAACAGCCUGUCUCUGAAAUUUUGCAACUAAAGACAUAUUUGCCCACAUUUGAAACCAUUAUUUAG
Molecule: messenger RNA, 3150 nt
Organism: Mesoplodon densirostris (Blainville's beaked whale)
Lineage: Eukaryota; Metazoa; Chordata; Mammalia; Artiodactyla; Ziphiidae
Gene: ENPP3
Product: ectonucleotide pyrophosphatase/phosphodiesterase 3
Exons: 26
Coding region: 574-3150 (858 amino acids)
Biological process (GO): nucleoside triphosphate catabolic process
Molecular function (GO): metal ion binding; nucleoside triphosphate diphosphatase activity; nucleic acid binding
Source: RefSeq, a predicted model, not a curated record